This is a messenger RNA of Macrosiphum euphorbiae (potato aphid), 486 nucleotides long. The record is from the annotation of a GenBank genome assembly. NCBI's taxonomy places the organism in Eukaryota, Metazoa, Arthropoda, Insecta, Hemiptera, Aphididae.
AUGAAAAAAGCAAAGAAAAACGUUCCACCCCGCGGUUCCAACCCAAAUCUUCUUCCUCCUCAAAAGGUUACAAUCAAAAGACCAACUUCAUCGGCUUCUCCACUUCAAUCGUCAACCAAAAAACAAAAACAACAAGAUAAUAAAUUUCUUUCUAAAUCAGAAUCCGAAUCAAUGUCGUCCAUUUCAGAAGCAACCUUAACAGACCAAAUAUUAAGUCAACCUGAUUUAGACUCGCCUUCACUCUCCGUUUUUAAACCUACAUCAGGAUCACUGCCAACUACCAUCCGUUCUUCCUCUCCGGAAAAACCAAACUCUAGUCACUCAUUAUCAGACUCUCUUACUUCUACUUCCGACGAUCUAGAAACAAAAUCCUCACCAUCAAGCACACCUGCAACUGCGGCCCCACCGCGCCAACGUGUUCCUCCAAUAAUCAUGAAAUCCACUGACUACCGGCAAAUUUCACCAAAAACUAUUCGCGAUCGAUAG